Messenger RNA from Phyllostomus discolor (pale spear-nosed bat), 2534 nucleotides. Its product is annotated as transmembrane epididymal protein 1-like. Lineage: Eukaryota; Metazoa; Chordata; Mammalia; Chiroptera; Phyllostomidae. The transcript has a single exon. The record is from RefSeq and is a predicted model, not a curated record. The coding region runs from base 1623 to 2534 and encodes 303 amino acids.
ACACAAGGGACAAUUUUAUGGAGAGGCCAGUAAUUAAUAUAUGCAUAGUAUGUCCAUUCAUACUCCAUUGGCUGGAAUUCAGUUGCAAGGCUGCAUCUACCCGUAGGCAUGGUGGGAACUGUAGUUAAUCAGCAUACAAAGGAAGCAGAGGAAAUGAACACAGUGGAUUGCUAGCCAAUCUAUGCCACACUUAUGGAAGGAAAAGAAAAGAAAGUUAAAGUUACAAUGGAAUAAGGAAGGCAAGUCCCUCUGUAAAGCUAUCUGAAGCUCUCUCUCUUACAGCAUUUUCUCACUCAAAUCCCCACUCUCCCACUGGUAAGAAAUGGCCUUCAUCCUCAAGGGUAUGAACAGAUUGAAUUUUUCUGACAUAAGUGGGUGUAGGAAAGGGAGAUGCGUGGAUGAGACUGAGGGCCCAGAGGCUGUGACCUAGGUGUAAAUUCUCCUCCUCCCCACUGGGGGCACUAUUAGCAUGUGGGUGGCGCUGCCUCUCUGCCCCACAGCAUGGCUUACACGGUGAGGACAGGUGAUUAUGGUGAAGACUGUGAUGUCAGCAUGGUUCAUAUUGAGUGAUGAACUUCCUCUCCCUUCAGCACAAUUAUCACGCCCAGAGAAACUCCUAUUCCAUGUACCUCCUGCAAUGCACCCAGAACCACUUGUGUGCUCGGGGCAUGCCUCACAUUCCCUGUACCUUGUUCUCUACCAUCACCUCUAAAUGAAAACUCUCGCCUUAAACGCAGUCCCUCAGAUACAGCUGGUUCUCAUCUAGGGCUUAGGACAGUUCCUACAACAGCAAAUAGAAAUAAAGAGAAAAUAAAGCCGACGAGCUAAUGCACAUUGACUAUAAGUAGCUCACCAAAUCUACUUGUCUCAACACCUCUGCAUCUUACCAAGAAACUGCACUUUAACGUCCCCAAAUUGAUCUCAAAGAUGGCUUUUCGGGUUCACCUAUUGUCCAGUGGAGAGAGAUUUGGGGGCUGGUGAGGGGCUUUCUGGGUGGUUCCCCAAAUCUGCCUGUUAUAGAAAAAUAAAGAGGCCAGGCAGGUGCUCAGUAUGUGUAUGUGUGAGCUCACCCCCAAAUAUCUAUAGACUUUUGUGUUCAGGAAGAAUAUCUUUGCUUCCAAUAUAUGAACAAAGAUAUGAAUGAGGAAUCUUAACAGAUGUGUACAUAUUUGUGAGUAACUCCGGCUUUAUCCAGAUAAACUCCCUGUUCACGCGCCUCUCCACUGCUCCUCGAUGCACUGGGGCCGAGCAGACAUGGGAGAGAGGGACAACUGUGCCCAGCAACAUCUCAGAGGCUCAUGAGCUCACAGGGCUCAUGAGAACGCACGCCCUCACAGGUGCAUAGUAGGAAACAGUCAUCUUCCUUCUUUGGCAGAAGUCAUUUAGUUCUCAGUGUACUCGAAUGGAAUGUAGCAAUGAGACUCUGCUCGCCAAAAGUGUCAGUUCCUGUCCAGAACUUUCCAUUCUGUCUGGGAGCAGUGGGAAGAGAGAGAUGAUAAAAGUAGGUAGACAUUAGCUCUUUAUUUAACAGCCCAAUACUCGAGGGCGUCCUUAAAAGAGAGGAGGACAGAGAGUUGCUGAGCUCUGUUUUUCACUCGGAAUUCAGACAGAUCUGUAAUUUCAUGGGAAAGUUCAGUGGUCAUAUCUACCCAGGGCUAUAUCUUUUCUCUUAUGGGUUGCAUCAGGCAACAGUGGUCUUUAAGACCAGGAUAGUCGGUGACUCUCUCCUGAAUUCUUCCUGUCCUCCCGGGAGUAAGGGAAGAUGGGCCAGGCUGUGGGAAAUAUCCUAUGGAGGUUGGGUGAAGAUAGUCACUGGCUCCCUCUUCACGGUUUAUGUGGUCUUCUGUCUUGAUGAUGGGAUGGUAUUGAUGAACAGGAACGUGCCACCGAGAUUCAUGUACCCCAAAGAGUGGCAGCACCUCACCAUGUUCAUCCUCCUCAGCCUCAGUGGCUGUGCGGAUGUCACGAGCAAGAACCUGCUGCCUCGGAGGUGUGUGCUCCUAGAAAGAGGUGCCCUGGUGCUGACCUUCCACGUGCUCCUGAUGCUGUUUGUGUCACACGUUCGAGACUCAACAGGGGUAGAGCUGCAGGUGCACUGUCUACUCAUCUUUGUGGUGUUCCUGCUGAUGCUGGUGUUGACCGUGGAGCUGUGGGCUCCCAACGCGUUUGCCCUCUCACUGAUUGAGACCUUUCUGUUUCUGAUGAUGGGCUCCUGGCUGGUGCAGGCCGGCUUUAUUCUGUACAGACCAGUCACUGGCUAUCCAUGGCAAGAUAAUGACACCAGUGACAUCAUGUUUGUCACCACCUUCUUCUGCUGGCACACGAUGACCAAUGCCUUGUGCCUGUUGGGAAUCUAUGGCAUCUCUUCCUUUUGGCACCGUCGUUGCAGUCACAACUCGAAGCUGACCAGGUCCAAAUUAGCGCCACACUGCGGGAGCAGUGAAGGACCCGCCUACACAUUGCUGCCAGAAGUGGAGCACUCAGAGAAGGACAACCAGGCUCAGGCUCAUCUCCUCCCAGAGAGCUCACCCUGA